AUGGUAAAUGUGUCACGACAUCUUUUGAUUAGUUUGGUUGAUUUUAAAGCCUAUCUUUCUUGUAGAAAUAAAGCAAAAUGGAGGAUUCAGUCAUCCGUCAGAAGAAUAGGGCGUGUGAAGGUCAAAGAUUGUUUGAUGCUUAAAUUAGUGAGUCAUAAUACAAUUAACCUAAAAGUAUAUUUACGUGGAGAGGAUGCCUUGUGGCUGGAAAUGAGCUCUUUAAUAAGCACUGAACGCGAAACCACCCACUCCCGCACCCUCAGACUCUUAGGCCGUUUGUCUAUAAAAUUCACCGGGUCACCACCGAGUUCUCUUCAAUAUUUUGACUCAGCUCUUUCAAUGGAGGUCCAAACUCAAACUCUCUCAACCUUCGAUACUUCUCAUUUUUCUUCCACUUCCAUAAACAACUCGGAGAUUUGCAACGCUGAGGUUCAGUACCCCGAGAUGCCUGGUUUCUUGAAUGAAGCUCCGGAAAAGAAUGAAGUUGAAUCACCGGCCUCCGGUCGACGAGAAUUCGAGGAUGGACGUGGCGAAAUGGCGGUAGGUGGAAGAGAAUGGGAAGGUUCUCUGUCGACCGGAGCUCCGAUGAGCCCUGUCGGUGCUCCGAAAACAUGCCUUAAGACUGCCGCCACGAAGGUGCAGAAGGUUUACCGGAGCUAUCGUACGCGUCGCAUGUUAGCAGAUUCCGCUGUGGUUGCUGAAGAGCUCUGGUGGCUUGCCAUAUCCUAUGUUGAUUACCUGAAGCCAGAUACCGCAUUCUCGCGGUGGAAUCGUGUCAUUUCGAAUGCUUCCAAGGUGGGCAAGGGCUUGUCUAUGGAUGCUAAGGCACAAGUAUUGGCUUUUCAACACUGGAUUGAAGCUAUUGAUCCAAGGCACCGCUAUGGACACAGCUUACAUCUCUAUUAUAAAGAGUGGUGUAAAAGUAACGCUGGUCAAGCCUUCUUCUACUGGCUCGAUCUUGGAGAAGGCAGAGAAGUUGAUCUUGAAGAGUGCCCAAGAUCAAAGCUCCGUCAACAAUGCAUCAUGUAUCUUGGGCCACAAGAGAGAGAACAUUAUGAGUACGUGAUUGUUGACGGAAAAAUAUUGCACAAUAUAACUAGAAAACCUCUUCAUACAAACGAAGGAUCGCUAGAGCUGAAAUGGAUCUUUGUGGUGAGCACAUCCAAGAAACUCUACACUGGAGAGAAAAAGAAAGGAUCUUUCCAUCAUUCCAGUUUUCUUGCGGGAGGGGCCACUUUAGCUGCUGGAAGGCUCAUGGUAGUAGAUGGAGUUCUUAAGUGCAUCUCACCGUACAGUGGACAUUAUAGGCCAGCUGAUGAUAGCCUUGAGAGCUUUUUAUCAAUUCUCAAGGAGAACGGAGUCAACCUGGAUGAAGUUGAGAUCCGCAAAGCAAAUGAAGAUUCGGAGAGUCACUACAAUGUAAAAUUGGCUAGCGACCUAUCUGUCUCAGAGUCUGUUCAACCCAAUCUUCCCAGUGAAGAAGAUGAAAGAGACCUGCCUUCAGAAACAAUUGAUGCCUCUCGGCCUGAAAUUAAAAUUGAGUACAAGAGGACUCUCUCUGGCGGUCUCCAGAGCCCUAGAUCAGAAGUGCCAAAGGCAGCAAUAAUGCAAAGAAUUAACUCCAAGAAGGCUGCAAAGUCCUAUCAAUUAGGCCAUCAACUCUCGCGCAAAUGGUCGACGGGUGCUGGUCCUAGAAUUGGUUGUGUUGCCGACUAUCCUGCAGAAUUGAGGUUACACGCGUUUGAACUUAGCAAACUCUCCCCCAGAGCAUCUCCGUCAUCAUCAACUCCCAGGCUGACUUCUGCUCUUGCUUCGCCUACCGCUUAUCCAGCAUAGUUUAGAAAUGGUGACACCACAAGCUCUUAACUUAGCGUUGUUAUUUCAGCUUCUCCUAUACCCUCCUGUGGGCUUUGCUAUUUUACUAUGAUCUAUCUGAUCUUCUCUUUGUAUGCUGUUUGAGAAAGUGAAUGGAACCGGUUGCUUCUUUGUAAAAUCUUCAAAGGAAAAUUGGGAACUAUGUUCUGUUUCAUGAACAAGUAUCUUUAAUUCAUGUUUUAA
Messenger RNA from Olea europaea var. sylvestris, 2058 nucleotides. Its product is annotated as IQ domain-containing protein IQM3-like. The coding region runs from base 1 to 1836 and encodes 611 amino acids. Gene Ontology annotation, molecular function: protein binding. NCBI's taxonomy places the organism in Eukaryota, Viridiplantae, Streptophyta, Magnoliopsida, Lamiales, Oleaceae. The record is from RefSeq and is a predicted model, not a curated record. The transcript is spliced from 10 exons.